AUGGGCAGCGUCGCACAAGCUCCACCAGUGAUAACGUGGGACUACCAGUUCGCUCCCAACGCCCAAAAAUCUCGCAACCUCCUUCAUGCAGCCAACAUACCCUAUCAGCCACGACCCAUUCUGCAGAACCUAGGCAUCACAUAUCGCCGCGUUCCUGUCAACAGCAUCGGCAAAGAUGUCUUUAUCGACAACCGCGCCUUUAUCGACGCAGUUGAGGAAAUCUUCUCAGAAAAGAUGUCUGCUUUGGUCCAAACCAAGCACGACCAUGCAUAUGAGGCAUAUGGGUAUCGCAAUUUCUGGAUCAUCCUCGCAAGCUUGCCCGUCGUCUUCCUUACGCCAGGACUGAUCAAAGAGCGCCAUGACCUAUUCCCGGUCUUUGGCAAGGACAAUUACAAAGCACUUCGACCUAGUGCUAUGGCUGAACUGAAGAGCUUUUUAGCCAUGAUAGAAAACGACUUCCUUGCAGAAUCAACCGAUCAAGAACCUUACAUCAAUGGCUCGAAGUGUGGUAUUGCCGACAUUCACGCUGUCUGGAUCCCAAAAUUUGCUCUCCAAACAUUAAAAUAUGGAACUGAAGAACCAGGUUUCAGCAAGACGGAUUUCCCGAAAGUGCAUCGCUGGAUUGAACAAUUCCCUGAACAUGUUCCCGAGAACGAAGCUCCAAAGGUGGAUGAAGAAGCUGCUCGACAACUAAUCUUCGAUUCUCAGUAUGCGGCUCAAGAAGUCGGCGUCGACGAGAACGAUCCGACUGGAUUGAAAAAGGGACAGAGGGUGUACGUCCAGACUAGUGAUGACAAUGCACCGGAGAAUGCACAGCAACACGGCACAUUGAUAGGACUCGCGCCACGAAGGAUCGUGAUUGAGCUUGAAAAUGGACUGAGAAUACACUUCCCAAGAGUCGGAUAUGCAGUAUUGGCUGCGCACGAAUAG
Messenger RNA from Lithohypha guttulata, 930 nucleotides. RefSeq lists its product as uncharacterized. Lineage: Eukaryota; Fungi; Ascomycota; Eurotiomycetes; Chaetothyriales; Trichomeriaceae. The record is from RefSeq and is a predicted model, not a curated record. The transcript is spliced from 2 exons. Bases 1 to 930 code for a protein of 309 amino acids.